GCGGGUUGGGAACAUUCAGGAUGUCAUCAUCUGAACAGAAUACAGCUCACAGGGAUCAGUCUCUCCAGCCUCUUGAUCCAGUCAAGCGUUUAUUUGGCACCGAUAAUGAAGUGAAUCUGGAGAGCGAAUUGUGAAACGUUGAACUUCUGUUUUUAGCGUUUAUAUAUUGAUUUUACUUUACAGUUUUAUUAUAUUAGUGUUAUUACAUAUGUUGACUUUGGACUAAACAGAGCGGUCUCGCGUUGUUUGGUGUGCUAGUGAUUUGGUGCUCCUGCUCGAACUGUGUAUCUGGAUGAAAUAAGAGUUUGCGGUUCUAAAACUAGACAUCAGUGGCGUGCUUUUCGGUGUGUCCCCGAUCGUGGUCAGUACUGUACAGCGGUUCAUGGUCACCCGUGCGUAACCAAUCACAUGGCCGCUCUGGAGUGAAGCCUCGACACAGCACCACAGGUCGACCCACUCCCGUCCUCCACAUCGCAGCGAUGCCUCCCGGUGUUGUAGCCCCGUCUCCACGGAGCUCUCCGGCCCGGUGCUUCUACGCCUUGACACCGUACUUCAUAGAGGACUCUGUCAUCUCCCAGAGCAAGAUUGACCAGCUUAUCAGUGAGAGCUUUCUGACAGUGAAAGGCGCCGCCCUCUUCCUGCCCCGGGGAAAUGGCUCCUCCCCUACCUCUGCUUCCCGCUUCGCUCAGCUCCGCAGCAAACAUGCAGGUGACCUCCAGCAGCACCUGCAGACCAUGUUCACUCUCCUCCGACCAGAGGACAACAUCAAACUGGCUGUCCGGUUGGAGAGUACCUUGUAUCAGGGGACUCGUUACAUGGUGGUGGUCUCCACUAACGGCCGUCAGGACACCGAGGAGAGCUUGGUGUUGGGUAUGGACUUCAGCCCUGCAGACAGCUCGUGCUCGGUGGGGCUGGUUCUCCCUCUAUGGAGCGACUCACUGAUACACCUGGAUGGAGACGGGGGUUUCAGUGUGUCCACUGAUAACAGGAUCCAUGUAUUCAAGCCUGUGUCGGUGCAGGCCAUGUGGUCUGCUCUGCAGUCACUCCACAAGGCGUGUGAGGUGGCUCGUUGCCAUAACUACUUCCCCGGCAGCCUGUUCCUGACCUGGGUCAGCUACUACCAGAGCCGGGUCUCCUCUGACCAAUCACGCAUCAACGAGUGGAACGCCAUGCAGGACGUCCAAUCACACCGCGCCGACUCUCCCGUGAUGUUCUCUGACGUGCCGACGGAGAGAGAGAGGACGGAGCGGCUCAUCAAGACUCGUCUGAGAGAGAUCAUGAUGCAUAAAGACCUGGAGAAUGUCACCUGCAAAGAGAUCCGCACAGAGCUGGAGGUGCACAUGGUGUGUAACCUGUGUGAGUUUAAGGAGUACAUAGACAAUGAGAUGAUCCUGAUCCUGGGUCAGAUGGACAGUCCCACUGAGAUAUUUGACCAUGUUUACCUGGGCUCUGAGUGGAACGCAUCCAAUCUGGAAGAGCUGCAGAACAGUGGGGUGCAGUAUAUUCUGAACGUGACGAGGGAGAUUGACAACUUCUUCCCAGGUGUGUUUGAGUACCAUAACAUCCGUGUGUAUGAUGAGGAGGCUACAGACCUGCUGGCCUAUUGGAACGACACCUACAAGUUCAUUUCCAGAGCCAGGAAAGCAGGAGCUAAGUGUUUGGUUCACUGUAAGAUGGGUGUGAGUCGCUCUGCGUCCACGGUGAUAGCCUACGCUAUGAAGGAGUACGGCUGGGACCUGGAGAGAGCGUUCAACUACGUAAAGGAGCGACGUGCCGUCACCAAACCUAACCCCUCCUUCAUGAGACAGCUAGAGGAGUACCAGGGCAUACUGCUGGCCAGUAAGCAGAGACACAACAAGCUGUGGCGUUCCCACUCGGACAGUGACCUAUCGGAGCACCACGAGCCGCUGUGUAAGACCGGCCAACACCCCCACACCCUGGGCCGCUCCGACCCUCGUAACCAGGGUAACAGCCCCGCCGCCCCCUCCCUGCAGGAGCUGCUGCAGCCGCUGGGAUCCCCCUCCAACACGAGCCAGGUGGUGCGGUCCAUCUCCGAGUGUGGGACCCCUUCUAGUGCAGGGAAGGUGGUACAGUCCAGUAGCCAGCCCAAUACUACUGCUACCCAGGAGAAUAAUCUGGACACUAACCAGGAGACUAGGACUGAAGCUCUGUUGACCUCCACAACCGGGGACCAGUCAUUAGGUACUGGGGACCAGUCAUUAGGUACUGGGGACCAGUCAUUGGGUACUGGGGACCAGUCAUUGGGUACUGGGGACCAGUCAUUAGGUACUGGGGACCAGUCAUUGGGUACUGGGGACCAGUCAUUGGGUACUGGGGACCAGUCAUUGGGUACUGGGGACCAGUCAUUGGGUACUGGGGACCAGUCAUUGGGUACUGGGGACCAGUCAUUGGGUACUGGGGACCAGUCAUUGGGUACUGGGGACCAGUCAUUGGGUACUGGGGACCAGUCAUUGGGUACUGGGGACCAGUCAUUGGGUACUGGGGACCAGUCAUUGGGUACUGGGGACCAGAAUCCGUCAACAGCAGCAGCUACUACUGUCUCCACUGGUUCCCAGGCCCAUGGGGAGUCUGUGUGUUCCCAGUCACCCCCUCUCUCCAACGGCCUGUGUGAUUAUAAAGAGGACCCCUCAACCCCUCUCCCUCAGCCGCGGGCGGCCACCGUGGUGCCUGACAUUUCCACGGUAACCGUGGCGGAGACCGUGCCGGUCGGGCGCCCUCAUCCGCCCCCUAUCCACCACCUCCUUGUCUCCCCCGCCGCCCUUCCAACCUCCUCCGAUGAAGACGAGACUCCGAAAGCCAAGGAGCCGUCCACCACCUUGCCUAAGGAAAAAUACUGCCAGCUGCAGGUGACACCAUCAGUGCCUGAGUCAUCGUCGAUGACCCCGGAAACAAGCACACAAACAGCAGGACCACAAGAGCCGUCCACACCAGUGCCUGACAAGAAACUAGACUGUGACCAGCGGUUACCUGGGGCAUCAUUGGACAGUUCAGCAUCCCAACAACCCUCCAGUAUUGAGGUACUCAUCAUUAGCCAGCCCAGUGCCCCCCCUCAGGACCCUGCUCUCGAGGCGGAGGGGUCCUCGGCUCUCAGCACAGACCACAUCAACUUCUUCAGCGCCAGAGAGAAGUUCCAGGGCCUGACUCAGGAUGGGAGGACCCGUUGCCUUUCUGAUCAGGCACUGCAGCAGACUCCUCAGCCCAUACCCAGGGAUCCAGGACAGGAGCAGCAGCAGCAGGAGGACCCCUCUGCUGUGGCGACUGGGAAGGGAGAAGAAGAGGAGGAGGUCGAGGAGAGGAAGAGGGAGAGCAUUGUCUCUGUUCACCUCAUAGUCACAGAACUGGAGUCCAUGACGCACACUGUGGCCCCUUCCCCUGGCCCUCCCAGCCAACCAGAGCCUACUGUUUCCCAAGACCACGAAGUGGGUCAGUCAAACCAGGAAGUAGAGGGCAAAGAUGCAGAGUCACAGCAGGAAGUGGAGGUUGUCAAAGAGGAAGUGAAGGACGAAGCAGAAGAGAUGGAAGCAGUCUCCCACUCUCCUCCCGCCCCUCACUCUGCUGAUUGGACGAUGGGCUCUGUGCGCCGCGUCACCCAACAGCUGGAGCAGCGAAUGAGGCAGGACUCCCCACCUCCACCUUCCCUCCCUCCCACCCACCCCCAUCGUCGCUCCCCUCUCUUCCCUACCUCAAGAGAACACUCCCCUCCUGCCUCUCACCCCUUCCCAGAGACAAACUCCAACCCCCAGAAUGCACCACUCUGCCUGCAGGGGUCAGAGGUCAGCACUGUGCAGGAAAAGGGUGGGGGCUGUAGUCCUAUGGAGGAAGAUGGAGGACAGGAGGCUUGGAGAGAAGGUUUACAUGAAGACAGUGUCCAAAUGCACAAACACAACCUUAGUGAUGGCAGCCUUGCAUCUACCUUCCACCCCACCCUCAUCACCCCUCAUCACUCUACCCCCAUCACCCCUCUCCAUCCUACCUUAAACUCCGCCCUCGCCCCCCUCUCUUCCAUGGAUUUCCUGUGUCUGGAGGGGGUGACAGAGUUUGAGUCGGGCACAGACUGGGACAGUCUCCCGGGUCGAGGACCCCUCGGUGACGACGACAUGAGGGAGACAUGGGAAACUCUGCGGGAGCUGGGGGCGUUCCUUUGCCAGGUGAGCAGGGGCGGAGCCAAGGUACCCAGGUGUGUGGGCCAGGUGUGGGGGGAAGGUACGCAGGCGAGGCAGAAGAGGGUCAGGGGUGGCGACAGGCAGAGAGCUAGGGAGGUGGAGGCACGGAUUCGCCAGGCUGGGCUGACACCGCCCUCCCUGAUGAAGCGCUCUGCCUCAUUGGCUAAGCUGGGCUGCUUAGAGCUGUCGGCCAAUGAUCUGAGCAAUUGGGAUAUUAGCCCCACCUCUCCGGCGACACCCGCUGUGGAACCCCUCGUUCCUUCCACAGCGGCAGGCGAGUCCUCCAGGAAACUUAGGGUGCUGUUCCACAACGCCCUGCGUCCUCCUGUCUCCACCAGCAGAGCGGAGAGGCCUUGUGAGAGUGGACACACCCCCUCAGAACACUUGCAUUCUCCUACGUCCAAUCAAGGCUGGCAGAAGGGGAAACAUGCUGACUCUGGCCCCUCGCUGACGGCUGACCUGAUCUCCGUGGCAACACGACAGCAGUACGGAAGUACACACCCCCUACGUAGACUGAAGAAACGGACUGUCAGCACCCUCUACCACACUAUGUGACCCUCACUGUGUGUGUGUGUGUGUGAAAGAGCGUGAGAGACACAGAGUGAUGAAAGCUGGUCAAACGCCAGCCACUUCCCUUAGCCCCUACCACCUUCCCUGGCAGAUGUGUGUACAAUAUGCCAGCCUCGUCUAGGAUCAUUGUAAGGCUCGAUGGAUUAUAGCUAACACAAAGCUGAUCUCUUCAGGGCGUGAGGGCAUUAUGUAUGUAGUGACUUCUAGGAUGUGUAAUGUUUCUUGUUGCAUACUGUAUGUAGUGUGUAUUUGAGUUAUCAUUUUAGGAUGUGUCCUUUGUUUUCUAUUGGUUGGAGUCUGAACUGUUUGUGAGGCAGAAUAUCUCCAUAUGUGUGUGUGUUUUAAAAUAAUGUUUGUCACUUUUGUGUACAUAAAAGGAAGUGUGUCUGUGUGGGACUGAAAAGUGCAGUUUCUCCCUUCCCUUUCUAUCAGAAAUAACAAUGAUAUGGGGAGGUUUCUCAAAUAUGCACUUUACUGUUUUUUGAUUUGUGUACGGUUCCUACCCUUGGAGCAUGCUUAAUGUGAGUUGAAUAGUUGUGAGUAUUUUACAGUGCAGAAAUGUCAUUUCCUUUUAAAUCUGUAAAUAUUCUAAUUUUUUUAUGUACUUAAACUGUGACUAAUAAAUAAUGACAACUUAA
Salvelinus fontinalis (brook trout) is the source of this 5392-nucleotide messenger RNA. RefSeq names its product slingshot protein phosphatase 2b (gene ssh2b). Gene Ontology annotation, molecular function: protein tyrosine/serine/threonine phosphatase activity; actin binding. Gene Ontology annotation, cellular component: cytoplasm. Gene Ontology annotation, biological process: protein dephosphorylation; actin cytoskeleton organization; negative regulation of actin filament polymerization. The transcript has 14 exons. The record is from RefSeq and is a predicted model, not a curated record. The coding region runs from base 480 to 4739 and encodes 1419 amino acids. Lineage: Eukaryota; Metazoa; Chordata; Actinopteri; Salmoniformes; Salmonidae.